UGGAAAAUUAGCUAGCUAUUGUACUUUGGGAUAUGUGUUUUUGGGAGAAUUACGGAUUAAACAUGGAUAGCUGGCGAUACAAAAAUAUUUUCUGUUGACUGCUGCAAUUACAAAAGGAAUAUUUUUAACGGAAUAGCGACAAACCUCUCAGGAUUAAGGAAGGGUUCAUUAGCUCCUUACCAUGUUGAGUUUUCUCCGCCGGACUCUGGGCCGGCGAUCCAUCCGCAAGCACGCAGAGAAAGCAAGGCUCCGAGAGGCCCAAAGAGCCACCACACAUAUCCCUGCCGCUGGUGAUGCCAAAUCCAUUAUCACCUGUCGAGUUUCCCUGCUAGAUGGCACAGAUGUCAGUGUCGACCUGCCUAAAAAAGCCAAAGGUGAGGAGUUGUUUGACCAGAUCAUGUAUCAUCUGGACAUUGUAGAGAAGGACUACUUUGGACUUCGCUUCAUGGACUCUGCUCAAGUACCGCAUUGGCUGGAUGUUACAAAAAGCAUUAAAAAGCAAGUCAAAAUUGGGCCCCCGUAUUGCCUUCACAUGAGGGUCAAGUUCUAUUCCUCAGAACCCAACAACCUUCAUGAGGAGUUAACAAGAUACCUUUUUGUGCUGCAGCUGAAGCAAGAUAUCCUCAGUGGCAAGUUGGGGUGCCCAUUCAACACAGCUGUGGAGUUAGCAGCUUUCUCCCUACAGGCCGAGUUGGGCGACUGCGACCCUGCCGAGCACGGCUCUGACCUUGUCUCAGAAUUCCGCUUCAUCCCAGACCAGACAGAGGAGAUGGAGCUGGCCAUCUAUAACGCCUGGAAAGAGUGCAGAGGGCAGACUCCUGCUCAGGCUGAGAUAAACUACCUGAACAAAGCCAAGUGGCUGGAGAUGUAUGGAGUAGACAUGCAUAUGGUGAAGGCACGAGAUGGAAACGAAUACAGUUUAGGACUGACACCCACUGGAGUCCUGGUGUUUGAGGGGGAGACAAAAAUCGGCCUUUUUUUCUGGCCGAAGAUCACUCGCCUGGACUUUAAGAAAAACAAAUUGACUCUGGUAGUGGUGGAGGAUGACAAUCAGGUAAUGCAAGAGACAGAGGAGGGAAAGGAGCAGGAACACACCUUUGUGUUCCGUAUGGAUCACCCGAAGGCCUGCAAACACCUGUGGAAGUGUGCUGUGGAGCACCAUGCCUUCUUCCGUUUGCGGGGCCCCGUCCACAAGAGCUCCGCCCGCUCCGGAUUUAUCCGCAUGGGCUCCCGCUUCCGUUACAGUGGAAAAACUGAAUAUCAAACCACAAAGGCCAACAAAGCGAGGCGAUCGGCCUCAUUCGAGAGAAGACCAAGUCGGCGCUAUUCCAGAAGGACCAUGCAGAACAGGGGUCCAAACAAAAUGCCAGAACCACCCAACAAUGGACUAAGCACCAGCAAAGACACUAAGCCUGCUCAGUCUCGCCCCCCCUGGUCAGGGCUUCCCGUGGUGCCCGGUCCACCUUCAGUCCCUGGCCCCAUGGAAAUUGAAACCCUCCCUAGGAGCCCUGGUGGCAGCCAAUCGGAAAAGAGGAGCAUGCCGCUGGUGACUGACCUGCUGGAAACCUGCGUGGACGAAGUCAUCCGAGUACCUGUUACUAUGGCAACGGCAGGCCUAUCAGAGGAGGUGGGCCCCGGUGCUGCUCUUUCUGCUUCUAGUAUAGUCACAGAGGACAGCAUGUCUCUCACUGAUGCAGCUGCCAGAUUGAAGCAGCUGGAGAUUGAGAGUACCCUGGUCUCUGCUCCGCCCCGAGUCAACGUCAACAUGAACAACCAGGAGGAUGUGGUUAAGCUGACAGAGAAGUGUCUAAACAGCAUGAGUGGCAGCCCCUCCCUACCGCCACUCAAAGUCUCUGAGGAGAUGAAGAGCAAUAUUCUCAAAGCCCAGGCAGAGGCUGCUCUGAAGGGGACGAGAGAGGAGCUGGGUGCGACUGCAGAUAAGAACUGUAACCUGCAGGAGACGGCCACCAGGCUGAAGGGGCGUGGUGGACGAAUGGGCAGCACCUCCUCCUUGACAGUGGGGAGUGGGAGGCCAGAGCGGCAAGAGUCCUGGGACUUGGUGAAACCAGGCUUGCUCCCCUGCUCCACCAGCAGCCUUGAAGUGAAGCCGGAAGACCACAUCACCUCUGCACCCUCACUGUCUGCUGAGCCAGUCACUGAGGUUGUGCUCACACAGGGCAAUACAGAGGAGCAGGAGCCAGUGGGAGCCCCUGUGAGCGAUAAUCUGAUAGACUUCACAGACCCCACCCCAGUAGCGCAGCCAAAACCUAUGAUAACACCUAGAUGGAUCAUUCCAACAACUACACCUGGUACCUUUUCUAACGGCCUCCUAGACCUUAAUGCUACAGUGAAGAUAGCACCUCUCCAUCCUGAGGGGGGUGUUCUCGCCACACAACCUCAUCUCCCUCACACUCACAAUGUGAUGACCACCAGUAUUGUGGCUAAUCCACCCAAGGAAGACAACCCCAAGCCCAAAGGUUUGCUGACCACUGAACUUUGAAAGCUGGAGGCACAACAUGGG
Messenger RNA from Chanos chanos (milkfish), 2521 nucleotides. RefSeq names its product erythrocyte membrane protein band 4.1 like 5 (gene epb41l5). Gene Ontology annotation, molecular function: cytoskeletal protein binding. Gene Ontology annotation, cellular component: cytoskeleton. Lineage: Eukaryota; Metazoa; Chordata; Actinopteri; Gonorynchiformes; Chanidae. The coding region runs from base 182 to 2500 and encodes 772 amino acids. Gene Ontology annotation, biological process: actomyosin structure organization. The record is from RefSeq and is a predicted model, not a curated record. The transcript has 26 exons.